Molecule: messenger RNA, 1684 nt
Organism: Talaromyces proteolyticus
Lineage: Eukaryota; Fungi; Ascomycota; Eurotiomycetes; Eurotiales; Trichocomaceae
Product: DUF895 domain membrane protein
Exons: 2
Coding region: 227-1684 (485 amino acids)
Source: RefSeq, a predicted model, not a curated record
CCCAUGACUCAUGUACCAUCGGCCCAUCCCGAUAUUCUGGGUUUGGGUUUGUCCCGACAUGAUGGGCAGGUCGAUAUUCCUCAUCCGUGGCUGCGAUCACGACAAUCGUCAUGCACCUCGGCAGCCGGUUUUAAUCGCGACGACUACCCGGGAUGCAGUGAUGUAUUUUCUCAUACUUUUGGCCCUUCUGGUCUACUAUCAAUCUUUUUAGUAUACCGAAUUAGUCAUGGCAGCCGCUUCAGGCAAAUCACCAGAGCCAACCCAGGUUCUAGCCAUCAAGACAGACACAGACGACAAGACAGACCCAGACAACAGCGCCCAGGAGGAACAGGUACAGGCACAGCACCAUGGCAAAACCAAACCAGUCUUCUUCCGAAGCACGCUCUUCCAGAUCCUCAUUGUAGGACUCUGCGCUUUCUGCGCCCCCGGAAUAUGGAGCGCUAUGAACGGGCUGGGUGUUGGAGGCAGUCAGUCGCCCAAUUUAGUCAAUGCAGCUAAUGCUCUGCUCUACGCUUUCAUGACGGUCACUUGUUUUGCAGGUCCAUGGCUUACCAAUGCCAUUGGCUUCCGGUAUACUCUUAGCCUGGGGUCAAUUGGAUACCCACUCUACGCAGCUGGCCUAUACCUCAACAACCGCACGGGGGCUACUUGGCUGGUCUAUCUCGGCUCCGUAACCUGCGGUAUCAGCGCUGGAUUCUUCUGGAGCGUCGAAGGCGCUAUCGCAACUGGGUAUCCGGAGCAGCACAAGCGUGGCCGCUAUAUUGCAACUUGGUUUACAUUUCGCAAUUUUGGUAAUAUCAUCGGCGGUGCAAUCUCCCUGGGGCUCAACCAUCGUACCAACAAAGUUGGCAAGGUUGGAUACCAGACAUACCAGGGCUUUAUUGCGAUCCAAUGCCUGGGCCUGCUCUUCGGGCUGUUAUUGUCCAACCCAGACAAAGUACAACGCUCCGACGGCACCCGUAUCGAAACCUCAGCCAGUCCCAUCGACUGGCGCACUGAGCUGGAGGCCAUGUGGAAACGCAUCCGGAGCAAACCUAUCCUGCUUCUGACUCCGCUUUUCUGGUAUUUUGGCUGGAUCCAGGCAUAUCCUGGAACCUAUUUGGCAACGUACUUUACUGUUCGGUCGCGUGCGCUAGGAAGCUUCAUGUCUGCUGUUGUUGGUACAUUGGCGACCUGGCUAGGAGGCGCUCUAGUUGACAUUCCCUGGGCGCGAGACAGAAAGGUCCGAGCCUUGAGCACGUGGCUGCUCAUCGCAUUGCUCAAUAGCGCUACCUGGAUCUGGGCAGUGAUUAUUCAGAAUGAGUAUCGACACACCCAUCCAGUUCUAGACUGGGGUAACCAAAGCGCCUUUGGGCGUGGGUUCGGACUGUAUCUCUUCGAACGAAUUAGUCUGGGCAUGGUCGAGAAUUAUAUCUAUUGGUGCAUUGGUAACCUGUCGGAUUCUCCCGGUGAGCAGAUUCGAUACAGCUCGUUGUUGCGCGGCAUUGAGACGGCCGGCGUUGCUGUCGGGUUUGGCGUCCAGGCUGUUCCUACGGCGCUGAUUGCAACGGCCAGUAUCAAUUUCGGCUUGUGGUUUUUCGCUCUGCCAUUUAGUUUCUGGGCCACACUGCAGGUGGUAAAGAAGUUCGAACAGGAGCAGGCGAAGGAAGGACAAAUUGAAAAUGACCAGGAGGCUUCGGCUUGA